CCCGGCAGCUGGGGAGAGUUUAGUAGGGGUCCUGAGGAGCCCCAUCCCGGGGGAUGCGGGCCGGGGUGUCUCGGGACUGGACACUCGAGGGUGGGAGGGCGGGCGGUCCUGGUCCCUCCCGUCGGGGGCGGCCGCUGGGGCCCGAGGCGAGACGGGUACAGGAACGGGCGCAGCGGUACCGGCACCGAUACCGACCCGCGGUACCGGGACCAUGGCGGGGCUGGCGCGGUGCCAGCGCGAGGCCGAGGAGGUGGCGGAGCUGAUGCGACAGAACGUGGCGCGGGCGCUGGAGCGGGAGGGGCACCUGGAGCAGCUGCAGAGCCGUGCCCAGGACCUGCGAAAAGCGAGCGAAGCCUUCACCCGCACCACACAGACGGUGACGCGGCGCCAGCGCAGGCGACAUCGGCGGUGGCACCUGGUGGCCCUUGGCCUCGGCCUCCUCCUCCUCUUCAUCCUGGCUCUGGCACUGGCACUGGCCCUGGCACGGUCAUCCCCCGGGACUGUCACCAGCACUGUCCCCACCCCGCAGGGGGGCACCAAGCACCCCCCCAGCACUGCAGGGGCUCCAUGACAGAGCCUGAGGGGCUCCACCACGAAUAAACAUCAGGACUUGCCUGGGGAGACCCUACAAUAACGAUAGUGAACCAGUGGGAUGAGCUUCAAGGAGACCCCACAAUAAAUAAACCCCAAGAUCUGCUUUGAAGAGUCUCUACAAUAAAAACCCAGCAAGACCCACUCGAGGGAAACACUACAACAAGCACCAAGAGCUCUGUGGGGAGACCCGACAAGCACAAACCAGGAGGAUGAACUUCCGGAAGACCCUAUAAUAAAUAAAUAUUAGGAUUUGUUUUGGGUUGACCUUUGGGUUGAUCAGAAUCUGAUUUGGAGAUACCCCACAAUAAAAAACCAGCAGGAUGAACUCUUGAGAAGACUCUACCAUAAACGAACUCCAGAGUAAGUUUAGGACUCCACAGCAAUGAAGCCUGCCGGAUCUACUUCAGGGAGACCCUAUGAAAAAUAAACACCAGGAUCUGUUUUGGGGAGACCCUACAAUAAACAAAUACCAAGAGCUCUUUGGAAGACCCUACAAAAACAGAGCAGUGGUAUCAGCUUGGGGGAGAUCCUACAAUUUCAACCCAGUGGGAUGAUUUUCCACUGAAGAAAUUCCCUUUUGUCCUGGGAAGAUUUUACAAUAACAAACGUGCCAGAA
Oenanthe melanoleuca is the source of this 1210-nucleotide messenger RNA. Its product is annotated as synaptobrevin-like protein 5. Bases 212 to 571 code for a protein of 119 amino acids. Gene Ontology annotation, biological process: Golgi to plasma membrane protein transport. The transcript is spliced from 3 exons. The record is from RefSeq and is a predicted model, not a curated record. Gene Ontology annotation, cellular component: plasma membrane. Lineage: Eukaryota; Metazoa; Chordata; Aves; Passeriformes; Muscicapidae.